Miscanthus lutarioriparius is the source of this 1158-nucleotide messenger RNA. Lineage: Eukaryota; Viridiplantae; Streptophyta; Magnoliopsida; Poales; Poaceae. The record is from the annotation of a GenBank genome assembly.
AUGGCGGGUGGUGGUGGUGGUUCGUCGCCGGCAAGGCUAGCGCUGCUGCUGCUGCUGGCGGCGGCGGUCGUGGCUUGCGGCGGCAAGGGGGUGCAGGUGGAGGAGGCGCACCGGCGGAGCAUGCUGGCCAAUGGCCUCGGCUCGGCCCCUCCCAUGGGGUGGAACAGCUGGAAUCACUUCCAGUGCGAUGGCAACGGCGAGGUGGUCAUCAGGGAGACCGAUGACUGCUGGGCAGAGCCACAACGUGAUGCUAAGGGGAAUCUGGUGGCCAACACCAAGACGUUCCCGCACGGGAUCAAGGCGCUGACUCCGACUUUUCACCACCACCGUCUCCGUCUGUGUAACAAUUGUCUCUGCAGGUUCCAGACCCGCGCCAAGGUCCAGCCCGGGUCCCUCGGCCACGAGGAGCAGGACGUCAAGACCUUCGCGGCAUGGGGAGUGGAUUACCUCAUGUACGACAACUGCAACAACGGCGACCUCAGGCCGCUGGAGAGGUACCCGGAGAUGAGCAGAGCACUGAUGAAGGUGGGGCGGCCGAUCUACUUCUCGCUCUGCGAAUGGGGCGACAUGCACCCGGCGAAGUGGGGCGCGGCCUACGGCAACAGCUGGAGGACCACCAACGACAUCGCCGACACUUGGGACAGCAUGAUCGCCACGGCGGACCAGAACGAGGUGUGGUCGGAGUACGCGCGCCCCGGCGGAUGGAACGAUCCUGACAUGCUUGAAGUGGGCAACGGUGGUAUGUCUGAGGCGGAGUACCGCUCUCACUUCAGCAUCUGGGCAGUUGCCAAGGCUCCUCUUCUGAUCGGGUGCGACGUACGGUCGAUGAGCCAGCAGACAAAGGACAUACUCAGCAACUCGGAAGUCAUCGCUGUGAACCAAGAUAGUCUAGGUGUCCAAGGAAAGAAAGUGCAAUCCAACAAUGGCUUGGAGGUUUGGGCUGGGCCACUCAGCAACAACAGGAAGGCCGUGGUGCUCUGGAACCGGCAGGGCUACCAGGCAACCAUCACCGCACAAUGGUCGAGCAUCGGGCUUGCUUCAUCCACAGCUGUCACUGCUCGUGACCUAUGGGCGCACUCAUCAUUCUCGGCUCAGGACCAAUUAUCAGCUUCAGUGGCACCUCAUGACUGCAAGAUGUAUGUCUUGACGCCAAAUUAA